Molecule: messenger RNA, 2596 nt
Organism: Rhizopus microsporus ATCC 52813
Lineage: Eukaryota; Fungi; Mucoromycota; Mucoromycetes; Mucorales; Rhizopodaceae
Exons: 2
Coding region: 26-2560 (844 amino acids)
Source: RefSeq, a predicted model, not a curated record
AUUUUCUCUCUCUCUUUCUUCUCUCAUGGAUUAUUUUUCCAAGUUUAAGAAACGUAUUACACCUCCUAAAGUACAGGCAACAAGUGCUAUGCAAUUGGCCAAGUUCCACAAAUGCUGGGACUAUGUGCACAAUAUUUUUAUCUCGGAGGAUAGAAAGGCAAAUCUUCAUGUCAAACAGACAGAGAUACCGGAAAGGUUGAGGGAGAUGGUAGACAUGCUUGUUGAUGAAGAGGCUCGACAGGAGGAUGAGAAUACGACGGGUGUAUGCAUGGAGUAUCUGCUGAAAAAUGGAAUAUUGCAGUAUCUCGUCAAUGUAUCUGAAAAGAUGGAUUACCCUGAAGGUAUUCGUGGCGAAAGUAUUCGAAUGAUUGCCAACAUGGUAGACCUACUUGACGAUCGUUUCUUGGUUCAUAAUGCGGUGCAUAAGCCGACGAUCAAGCUUAUUCGAUUUUGUACGUUUAAUCCACAGAGUGAACAGAGAUACCAUAAAGACCUUGUUGACCUCAUGUACAUCAUAUGCUCAAGGAUUCACGGUUUUCCAGCGCUCUUAAACGUCUUCUUUCACGAUAAACAGUACCUUACACUACAUCAGCAUGAAAACAAACCUGAUUACGAAUUUUUGUUGUUUACUUAUUUGUUACGCUUCGUUCAUCGAGAAGGAAGGUCAGGUGAUUUUGCACGUACAGGAUUGCUUUUCCUCAUUGAGAUGGCUACAGAUGAUCACCAGCUAGGUGAAUUUAUCCUCGAAUCUGAUUUUGCCACCAUCAUAGCAGCCGGACUAGGUGCGCUCUAUUCACAGUUACCAAGAAAGCUCAUUGUUCAAAAUGAUGAAAAUGAUGCGCCAUUAUUGGGCGCUUAUACCCCUCAAGAUAAUAACAACAACAACAACAACAACAAUUAUGACGAUGUCGAGUUAGGCAUAGAGUACUCCAGCUCGGAGCUAUUUAAGUAUCAGUUAGAUUCCUUUUUAAAAUUAUUAGAAUUCUGUCAAGAUGUCCUGAUACGAUGCCCCAACGACGCCAUAUCACAGCGCAUGCUACAGUUUGUACGCACAACAUUUUUGGAAAACAUUCUGUACCCCUCUAUUCUCGAAUGUUCUGACUUUGAUGGAUCCUCAGUGGCGGUCAUCAGCUAUAUCGACCUCAUGUUGCAGGCUAUCCAAGAACCAAAGUUAGUGGAUGUCAUCCUAGGCUUUCUCAUGCAACAAGAGAACUAUGACAGCGUCGUACCAGAUAGUUCGCCCUAUAACUCGGCGGAUAGAUUUACCCUGAAGGACUUGAUAUUCACACGCCUACAGUCUACCUCGCAACCUACCGUCAUCGCCACGUUAAAGUUACUCAAGACCCUGAUCGUUCGUCAUUGUCGGUUUGCUAAUCGGUUACUUACGCUAGACAGAAUUCAAGAGCCUCCAGCAUGUAUCAUAUCCCAUCAUAUACGAGAAAUCGAACUUUAUUUUGCACUCAUUUCAGCUAUGGACAAGGAGCACGCCAACUCCAUCUUGACGGUUGGUUAUGAGGAUUACCUGCGUGAUGUCGAAGGCAGGAUGGAUGCAGAUGACUGCUAUCAAUCGUACAAUCAACAACCUGUAUACGUACCAUCGACAACAAAAAGUGAAAAGAGACGAAGCUUCAAGUAUGGACAGCAGAGGAUGGUACCGAUGUCUGGAGAUCACUAUUACCACUCUUAUUACCAGCAACAACAACUACAGCAUCAACAAUCAUCCAUACGACACCGAUUACGAUCAUCCGAUACCCUCCUCCAGAUCCUCCUCAAUCUCUUUUCCCACUUUUUUGCACAGUCGACUGAACUUAACUUAGCUCUGACCGGCGUUCUUUCAGCAUUGGCCAUGUGUCCUCAUCGUAGUUUGGAAGGAUGGCUUACGUUCACAGAGCACGAUCGAACCCACCCAGACGAUAUUUUGUUGUUAUCACGCUAUGAAGAAAGCGAUGAAGAAGAAGAAGAAGAAUGUGUGAAUAGUAAUAUAAAGAUUAGGAUGCAGGAUAUCUAUGCAGCCACGAUACCCACUGAUGAUGACGAAGACGACCAAUCCGUUGAUUUCGGCAUGGAAAAGAACUCUAUUCAUAUGACAGCGCCUACCCAAUUCAAAUCUUUUCCUCCAUUUUAUACCAUCUUUAGAACCCUGACCCAGCAAGUGGACUAUUAUCGCUCUGAAAUUGACGACUUCAAUCUCUUGUUGUAUCAAAGAUGGCAGAAUGUGUUUGCCACUACCACCACCAGUUCAUCACCCUCAUUGAGCCCAAGCACAAGCGUUUCAUCUAAACGUCGAUCGUCUAUUUCGUCCAUUAUGGAUAAUCUGAAGCCUGCUUCAGUCUCUACUGCUGCUAGUAUAGCAACCAAUCGUAGUGCGCCUGCCGUGAUGGAUGAUAGCAAGACAAGCCAGGUUAGAAUCCAGCCUCUGUUUCCUUCAAACUUUAGCUCUGAGAUAUCCUUGUCUAUGUUGCUGAAUAAUAUCAUUAUCUUGCAAGAAACGAUUAAAGAGUUAGUUGCUAUUGUUCAAGUCCGAAGAAGUUUAGGCAUUGAUAAAAUAAAGUAUGCAUAAUGAACAAUACAAUAAAAGAGAUUGUUUUUCCAAGGC